Molecule: messenger RNA, 1986 nt
Organism: Neurospora tetrasperma FGSC 2508
Lineage: Eukaryota; Fungi; Ascomycota; Sordariomycetes; Sordariales; Sordariaceae
Exons: 1
Coding region: 86-1909 (607 amino acids)
Source: RefSeq, a predicted model, not a curated record
CGCCAGGAUACCUACUCGGCAACCGUCUUCCUUGCUGUUCCUCCUCGCUCGAACCCCUUAACAACCUAGCUCAUCACUUCCCACCAUGUCUUCCUAUACCAUGACCAGGAUGGGCUCCGACUCGUUCCUGCCUUCGGGUUCUAUCGACACCAGCAUGCGCUUUCCUCUUCCUAGUCUGGGCGCCGACUCUUCUUCGCUCAUCUCUCCCCUCGCGUUGCCUCGAGGUGCCGCCGGCUACUUCGAUGUUGCCUCAGCUAUGGGCAAUCCCGCUUUGCAGGCGCCAUCCAAGCUUUCUCUUCCGGGACGCCACGUUUACUCACCACUAUCUCCCAACUUUCGUGGUCCUGUCGCCGGCCACAUGUCGCAGUUCACGUCACCCAACCUAGCACCCAUUCAACAAGGACUCCAGUGUCAGCUUGACCCACAACGAUCUACCAGCGUUCCUCCCAAUCUGCGAAGAUCCAAGACCGGCCAGGCUACAAAAGCCAAGCUCUCGAUCCUCUCCCCGCCACUAACAACAUCAAUGGAUGGCUUGAGUGCUUCCCCUGGUGAUGCCUUUUUAGGUGUUUCGGUGCCGGCUAUCAGCUCUGUCUCUGCCGGACAGGCCCGCUCAGCUUCGGCGGACACUGUGAAUGCACCCUCGAACACACAGAUGGUCCGGCGCCUAGUCCAACAAAAUGGCAGGAUAAGAGAAGCUUGGGAAGCGGAGCGCAAGUACUUGGAAGCAAACAGGGAGCGCGCUGAAGAAGUGUAUAAGGAGGAGCGGGCCCUCAUGGAGGAGGAGAGGGCAGAAUGGGAAGCUGAGAAGGCCAUGCUGCUACAGGAGAUCGAACGACUCCAGCGACAGGUGGCUCAUCUAGGAGGACAGUCUAGCAAUGCGAACCUUGCAGCCUUGGCGGCUGCUCAUGCAUCCCAUAAUGGAAGGAUUGGCAACGUCUGCUGGGGCGAGGUUUCGCCCGAGAGCAUGAGGAGCUCGCGGUCUUCUCAAGGAAGCACGCAACAUACGAACACUCAGCAACCGGAACAACCCAUUCAGACUGCUUCUGUCAACGAAAUUCCCGGACCUCAGGGUCCCGUAGUGGCCGAUUCCAUGGCCCAGUCUCCCGAGCUGCGUCCAAGCAGUCCCGCGCCUAUUGUCGAUGUCCAGGCAAUCCACCCAGAGCUCGAAGGAAUCCCAAUCAAAGCCAACUCGGUUCAGAAAUCGACAUUCACAGACGAUUCCCUAGUAGAAGCGCUCAAGUCCCCGACCAAGAUUCCGUCACCACUCCCGGCCUCCGAUGUGCCAGAGCCCAGAUCGGAAAGCCCGGCAAAGGAGCAAACCAAGCAAGUCCUUAAGGCAGAAGCGUCGGUUCGUCUCACCAUGCAUGCUGGCCAUACUCCCAGCCACUCCCUCUCUGUCCUGGCAACCGCAACGUCUUCUGGAGUUGGCACCAUCAAUAGCAGUGGUAGCAGCACACCCACCUUGCAGCACGGCGACCAUAUGGCCACUCAGACGCUUGGGGUCAUAAACGAACAAGAAGGCGCUAUCCAACUGGCUGAGCAGGAGUCGGUAGUCUCUGAAGAUCCUCCUGCGGCUUAUGAGCCUGUGGAGGAUCGUCCUCUCAGAGGUCCGCUGAUGGUUAGGAACAUGCCUGCCCAUGACGAGAUCUUCUUCCGGAGGCUUUCCGAUAAGCUCGAAGAGGUCAGCAAGGACACUAUGGCAGCCCUUCCUUCUGUUCUGAAGGAUGCUAUUGAUGAUGACGACGAGGCGGUGCCGUCAAACGCGGCGGAGAAUCAGUCUGGCGAAUCGAGCAAAGGGAAAGAGAACAGCAGCGGCUCCAAGAGCGAGGAUGAAGCGGAAUUGGAUAUCCCUCUCAAGUUGAGGCGUAACAACAACUUUGGCGCUCCCUUUGGCGAGUUCAAGUUUUGAGGACUGACAUCCAUGACAGUUGGUCGGACUUGUUACCACCAACUCGCCACUUGGCAACAUUUCUUCCUGUAUCUAUC